This is a messenger RNA of Pipistrellus kuhlii (Kuhl's pipistrelle), 2760 nucleotides long. RefSeq names its product LIM domain binding 2 (gene LDB2). The record is from RefSeq and is a predicted model, not a curated record. Lineage: Eukaryota; Metazoa; Chordata; Mammalia; Chiroptera; Vespertilionidae. Gene Ontology annotation, molecular function: LIM domain binding. The coding region runs from base 205 to 1146 and encodes 313 amino acids. Gene Ontology annotation, cellular component: nucleus; transcription regulator complex. Gene Ontology annotation, biological process: nervous system development; negative regulation of transcription by RNA polymerase II; positive regulation of transcription by RNA polymerase II. The transcript is spliced from 8 exons.
UCCCUCCUCCUCGCUCCCGCUCCUCGCUGUAGAGGGCUCUGAGAGCAGCUCCCAGCCAGUGUGUGCAGCCUGCCUGCCUGCCGCUGUGUGUGUGUGUGAGCGCGUGUGCGUGCGCCUACUUUGUACCGCGAGGAACACAGCCCAUGUGCUCUGCAUGGACGUUCCUGACACUCUGUGCAGCGUGAUUCUCCACAGGCAGGCAAGAUGUCCAGCACGCCGCACGACCCCUUCUAUUCUUCUCCUUUCGGCCCAUUUUAUAGGAGACACACACCCUACAUGGUGCAGCCGGAGUACCGGAUCUACGAGAUGAACAAGAGACUGCAGUCUCGCACAGAGGAUAGCGACAACCUCUGGUGGGACGCGUUUGCCACGGAGUUUUUUGAAGAUGAUGCCACCUUGACCCUUUCCUUCUGUCUGGAAGACGGACCAAAGCGAUACACUAUUGGCAGGACCCUCAUCCCCCGCUACUUUAGCACUGUGUUUGAAGGAGGGGUGACUGACCUGUAUUACAUUCUCAAACACUCGAAGGAAUCGUACCACAACUCGUCCAUCACAGUGGACUGUGACCAGUGUGCGAUGGUCACCCAGCACGGGAAGCCCAUGUUUACCAAGGUGUGUACAGAAGGCAGACUGAUCCUGGAGUUCACCUUUGACGAUCUCAUGAGAAUAAAAACGUGGCACUUUACCAUUAGACAAUACAGAGAGCUGGUCCCAAGAAGUAUUCUCGCCAUGCAUGCACAAGAUCCUCAGGUCCUGGAUCAGCUGUCCAAAAACAUCACCAGAAUGGGGCUAACAAAUUUCACCCUCAACUACCUCAGGUUGUGUGUAAUACUGGAGCCAAUGCAGGAACUGAUGUCGAGACAUAAAACUUACAACCUCAGUCCACGAGACUGCCUGAAGACCUGCCUGUUCCAGAAGUGGCAGCGAAUGGUGGCACCGCCAGCAGAACCCACACGGCAACCGACAACAAAGCGGAGAAAAAGGAAAAACUCCACCAGCAGCACAUCCAACAGCAGCGCCGGGAACACUGCCAACAGCACCGGGAGCAAGAAGAAGACGCCGGCCGCCAACCUGAGUCUGUCCAGUCAGGUACCUAUUGCUAGCAUUGCUCGCUCUCCGGUGUCAGGCUGCGCACUAAGGACAUAAACUCGCGUGGUUGUUACACAUCAGGAGGCGAUGUUAAUUUCCUGUAGAGAUCAGAUAUGCACCUCGGCCCCCCGACACUGAGACCUGACCCCCAUUGUGUACAGCCCACCAGUGUGUCUGUCCCAGGUCCCCCAGCUCCUCCCGCUAGUGUCUUAGGCUGAGCUUCUCUCCCCCAAGGUUUCCCUGUAAUAAUGUCAGCUGCUGUUCACAGGAUGUGAUGGUGGUAGGAGAGCCAACUCUGAUGGGAGGUGAGUUUGGGGACGAGGACGAAAGGCUAAUCACUAGAUUAGAAAACACGCAGUAUGAUGCGGCCAACGGCAUGGACGACGAGGAAGACUUCAACAAUUCGCCUGCCCUGGGAAACAGCAGCCCGUGGAACAGUAAGCCUCCUGGCACUCAAGAGACCAAAUCAGAAAACCCCCCGCCCCAGGCUUCCCAGUAAGGCUGACCUGACCGGCCCUGGAUCCGCCGUCCAUAGGCCCGUGGGUGACACUCGCUGUGUCAGAUCACUAUUCACAGGAGAGGAAGGAGGAGAUAUAACAAACAUUCUCACGCCAAUUCCUAUUUCUCAACCACAAUGAUCUGAGUUGCUUUCUUUUCCUUUUGCCUUUUGUUUCUUUUGUAACUGAGAGGAUUGUUCCAAAUAAAAGUCCAUGACCCUCCCCCGGAGGCCUUCACGGGUAACAUAGAUACUGGCACUGAUCGUACUUAAUGCAAGAGCAGACGCUAAUGCUUCUCCCGGCACGGUGUCCACCACGUGUUUGUUCGUUUCCUUUUCCCCCCCACCCCCGCAUCAGACGAAGGCCACCUCGUCAAUAUGCCCUCAGUGCUCAGGAUCCCGUUAUAUGCCGAACCGAACCACAGAUGACUUUUUACUAUUGUAAAAUAUUUUCUGCUUUUUGACUUGCAUCUGAGAGUUUCUUGUUUCAGUAAAAAAAUAAAAGAAAAGAAAAAUACCCACUUUGGGAAAAUGAUUUAAAUGUACCUUUUUGGUGUGUUUUUUCCUUCACUUUUUCUUUCAUUGGGUAACAGCCAAGAGGGCCCAGCAGUAUAAUUGCUGGGCGAGCUAAUGCCAAUGGGUUCUCCAGCCCAUGUUGGUGCAACUGAGCCCGAGUUGGUGCAAUUGAGCCUGAGUGCUGAAACAAGAAAUGUCUUUGUGUCAUCGAAGUCACCAAGCAGAUUUUUAUGUAAGAACGACACUUGGCCCCUUGAGAAUGUAUGCAUUUGUAAAAUUGCUGUUGAUCCAAAUAUUUUCAAGCCAUGUAAUCCAUUUCUUUUGUGUGCAGUUUAAUAAAUCUGAAACUCCUUUGUGUUUGUUUUUUUUUUAUUGUAUCUGCGUUGUCCGUUGUUUCUUUUCAUCAUAUAUUGCUUGUAUAAUAAUUUGUAAAGCCCUCGCCUGGUUCUUUUAUGGGUUUUUCUUUCUUUUUUUUCCCCUUUGGGGGCAAUGCCAGUGUAUUUAUGUGAAACUUUAUAAGAGAACUAAUUUUUCCAUUUGCAUAUUAAUAUGUUCCUCUACACAUGUAAAGACACAGUGGCUCCGUGUGUUAUAAAACAGCUGUAUUUUAUGUAUGCUUUACUGAUAAGUGUGCCAAUAAUAAACUGUGUUAAUGACCA